ACAUUUCCGCGAAUCCUAGGCUCUCUCCACGGUUCUUCGAGGAAAGCAAAAUGCGCAUGCGCAACCAGACGUGGCAGCGGCAUCAUGGCUUCUUGGAGCAGAUACGGGAGACGCAGGAGAGAGGUUGAAAUGUAUAUAUUCCUAUGUAUGGUUGUGGUUGUAGCCACACUGCAGGCAGUGAAAGUGUCCCCAUUAAUAGAGCGAGUCAGUGACCAUAAGGACUUCAAAAAAUUGCUCAGGACAAGAACCAACGUCCUUGUUCUGUACACUAAGACAGCUACAUCCGGCGAUGUUCAACUGAAGCUGCUGACUGAUGUAGCCCAAGCUGUGAAAGGCCAAGGGACCAUCGCCUGGGUAAACUGCGGGGAUUCUGAAGGUCGCAAACUCUGUAAGAAAGUGAAAGUGGAUCCGAGUUCAAAGACUGCUGGAUUUGAAAUCCUUCAUUAUAAAGAUGGAACCUUUCACACAGAAUACAACAGACCAGCCACACUUAAGUCUAUGGUGGCAUUCCUGAAAGACCCCACAGGUGCCCCCCUAUGGGAGGAGAACCCUGAAGCUAAAGACAUUGCUCACAUCGAGACAGAGAAAGACUUCAAGAAGCUGUUGAAAAGAGAAGAGAAACCCAUCCUCAUGAUGUUUUAUGCCCCAUGGUGCGGUGUAUGUAAGAGGAUGCAGCCCAUCUUCCAACAAGCUGCCACUGAGACGAAAGGGAAAUAUGUAUUAGCGGGGAUGAACGUCCAUCCAGCGGAGUUUGACGGACUUAAGCAGGAGUAUGACGUCAAAGGCUACCCAACCUUCUGCUACUUUGAGAAGGGAAAGUUCCUGUAUCACUAUGAGAACUAUGGUGCCACAGCCAAGGACAUUGCAGACUGGCUAAAAAGCCCGCAGCCUCCUCAGCCCAAGACCCCUGAGAUACCUUGGGCAGAUUCAGACUCGGCUGUGUUUCAUCUUACUGACGAGUCCUUUGACACUUUUCUGGAAGAACAUCCCUCAGUCCUGGUUAUGUUUUAUGCUCCCUGGUGCGGCCACUGUAAGAAGAUGAAGCCUGACUACGAUGAAGCAGCUGAAAUCCUCAACAAAGAGGCAGAUAGUCCAGGUGUGUUAGCAGCAGUGGACGCCACUAUCCAUAAAUCUGUGGCUGAGCGCUUGAAGAUCUCAGGCUUCCCUACUGUGAAGUACUUUGAGAAGGGCGAGGAGAAGUACACAUUACCGCAGCUACGGACCAAAGACAAAAUCAUCGAAUGGCUGCAGAAUCCACAGGCUCCCCCUCCUCCUGAACAGUCAUGGGAGGAGAAGCCUUCCAGCGUGAGUCACCUCGGGGCCGAAGACUUCAGGGAGGCUCUCAAGAAGAAGAAGCAUGCCCUGGUCAUGUUCUAUGCUCCCUGGUGUCCUCACUGUAAGAAUGCCGUCCCUCACUUCAUUACAGCCGCUGAGACUUUCAAAGAGGACCGCAAGAUUGUGUAUGCUGCUGUGGAUUGCACCAAAGGGCAGAACCAUGAGUUGUGUAAGCAGGAGAGUGUAGAUGGCUAUCCAACCUUCAACUACUACAAUUAUGGCAAAUUCAGUGAAAAAUACAAUGGAGAAAGAGGGGAGGCUGGCUUCACAGGUUUUAUGCGAAGCCUCAGAGGACGGGACCAAGAGAAGGUGGGAAAGCGGAAAGAGGAGCUCUAAGAAUGUGGGUGUGGCUAUAAACAGGGGAGGAGCCUGCCAUUGCACUGUGACUGGGCAGGGACCUUCUAGCACUGAUGCCACACACAUGAAAACCUCAGAUUAAAGAGAGGAUAUUUUUAUACAGCCUUAUGUUUGUAAUACCAAUGUUCAACCACAAGACCACUUGAGACUUGGCUUUUUUUUUUUCUUUCUUUCUUUUUUCUCCAUAGACAUUUUAUGACAAGGACAAUUGCUCCCAAAUACUGUGACAGUUAAUCAAACUACAUCUUAAAUCUAUGCAAUACUGAACACUCAUUCCACAACUCAUUUCCAGUGGCUUCUGUGUGAAACGGUCACUUAAGCUACUUUUACAUAAGUCCCCCAAAGCAAUCCUUGACACUGACAGUCUCCCUAAUAUUUGACAUUCCCACCUUUCUAAAGAGGUCCCACAAUGUAUACAAUUACGUUUGAGAAUUUUUGUACGGAAAAAAGUGGUAUCCUGGAUUAGAAAGACAAUAGAAGAAAAAGGAAAAUGUAGCUAAAUUUGUGGCCUUAAUUGUUUGAAUGUUUUAUUCCAGUGGUGCAGUGCACCCAGGACUGUAACAGAAAAUUAGUGAGGCCAAAAUACAAUGGUGUCUGUAAGAAAUUGUAUGUUUGAGCUAGUACAACUUUGUUCCUUGUAUUGUUGAGUAAUUAUCAGCUGUGGGAAAACAAUUUAAAAAGGAAAAAAAAAAAAAAAGGAAGAUGCCAAAAAUAUAAUUAAACACUGAAGGGUAAACUUAUCCCCAACUUAAGUGAUGUAUUUAACCUUAAUAAUGGUCAUAAUAAUAGAGCGCUAUUAGAGUCAAUUAUGUUAUGCAGUGCAGACCCAAUGUGAAUCCUUGUACUGCAAAGUGAGCUGACAUUCAGAUUUUUAUGAUUAGUGCAGAAACCAUGUAAAGGCUGAGAAUGAGGGCUUAAUCUGUUCAUGUCAGUUGUCUUAUUCACUAAGUCAAGUUGCAUAGAGAUUCAGCUGGUGUAAGGGUGAUUAAUACUGCUUCAUUACUGAAUUGGCCAUUUAGUUCCACAAAAUGAUUGUUGGAUUGAAUGACAGCCUUCACUUCCAUAUUAUUCAAGGCUUAUGAAAUAUUCAAUCUAUUUCUAUUUUUAAAACACAACCUGAGAUUAGAAUUACUGACAAAAAAAAGAAAGAAUUCCUUUCUAAAAUGUGAUUUAAGUGGUGCUUGAGUGCACGCUUUCAUCUAACCAGUGUGGUAGUGAAGGUUUCAAAAGCAAUCUUAUUCAUAAGUCGUACCAGAACCAUUGCAUUGUACCAUAUAACUCUCUGAGGCAACUUUGCUACUGUGUUGGGAACUCCCUGAUCAAGGAAGUUUACCUAUUUAAUGAGCUUAUCUGUAGCUAAACAUCUUUUAUUAUUCAAGAGAUUGAUGCUUUUCAUUCUGAAUAAAGUUCUCAGGGAUAGCAAAACACACUUUAGCUGGGUACUCAGAGUUUGUGUUACUGAAUUCUGAAAUUGUUUACAUUUGUCUGUGGGGGAUUGGCAAUGACGGGAUUCGGUUCGUGACGUUUUGGCAAAUUAUGGCAGAAAGUAUUAACUCCAUCGAGUCAAGGAAAGCGCAGAAAUAUUCAGAUGUGCUACAUUUAUAUCACUCAGCCAGUCAGUCUUACUGCAUCUGUAGCCAAGUGAAAGAUAAAAACUGCUUGUUUCAAAAUAGCAUAGUUCUAAAUACUUCAACAGGAGGGGAACCAUCAAAAGAUUGCUUACAGUAACUCUCAUACUACGGAAUAUCAGCUGGUGUAUCUGUUUUCUGUCAUUGUUGUGCUCCAGAAAUUUCUGUAUCUGUGUCUAUUGGGAAAUCCUGCUUUAUCAUAUCCCAAAGGUCUCUGUGUCACAUUGAUGCCAAGAAGUCACUUUCAUCUGUCUGAUUUAUGCACCCAGCCAUAUGUACAGUUUUGGCCCAGUGAAUACACACAAUGGAAAAUAAAAAGGCAUACAUUUCCAA
Messenger RNA from Tachysurus fulvidraco (yellow catfish), 3653 nucleotides. It is a transcript of the gene pdia5, whose product is annotated as protein disulfide isomerase family A, member 5. The transcript has 17 exons. Lineage: Eukaryota; Metazoa; Chordata; Actinopteri; Siluriformes; Bagridae. Gene Ontology annotation, molecular function: protein disulfide isomerase activity. Gene Ontology annotation, cellular component: endoplasmic reticulum. The record is from RefSeq and is a predicted model, not a curated record. Gene Ontology annotation, biological process: protein folding. Bases 85 to 1671 code for a protein of 528 amino acids.